Molecule: messenger RNA, 924 nt
Organism: Sclerotinia sclerotiorum 1980 UF-70
Lineage: Eukaryota; Fungi; Ascomycota; Leotiomycetes; Helotiales; Sclerotiniaceae
Product: mitochondrial 54S ribosomal protein MRPL1
Exons: 2
Coding region: 1-924 (307 amino acids)
Source: RefSeq, a predicted model, not a curated record
AUGAGCAGGCUGUCUCUGUCUACAGCCCGACAAACCCUACUCCACACCCCAAAAGCCUCGAUACCAAUAGUCCAAGUCCGACACAAGGGCUUCAAAGAGAGGAUUCUUUCCAAGAAGGAGAAGGCGGGCGUUCUCACCGGACCAACUAAGUCAUUUUCGAAAAAGAAGACUACUGAAAAGAAGAAGAAGAAGCCGAGGACUACAUAUCGACAAUAUGAUCCAAAAGAUGCAGAAACAUUCACAUUGUGUGAUGCCAUGCGAUAUUUAAGAGCAUUCGAGGUUGGAAGACCCCCUACUUCUUCUAAAUACGAGAUGCACCUGAAGUUGAAAUCACUCAAGAACGGUCCGGUUGUACGAAAUCGAUUACGACUUCCACACCCAGUCAAAACCGAUUUGAGGAUAUGCGUCAUUUGCCCUCCAGAUUCGAAAUAUGCGGAAUCGGCAAAAGCGGCAGGAGCAACAUUAGUCGGAGAAGAGGAAAUUUUUGAAGCUGUGAAGGAUGGCCGAAUCGAGUUCGACCGAUGUAUCUGUCAAACGGAUUCUCUGGCGAAAAUGAACAAAGCUGGUUUAGGUAGAGUUUUGGGUCCUCGAGGACUUAUGCCGAGCGCGAAGACGGGUACCGUUGUGAAAGACCCUAGUUUGGUUUUGAAGGAUUUGAUUGGAGGUGCUGAAUAUCGAGAACGUUUGGGUGUUGUAAGAAUGGCAGUUGGCCAACUCGGUUUCACGCCAGAGGAAAUGCAGCGAAAUGUUAAGGCAUUUAUCGAGGCUGUGAAGAAGGACAUGGCACAACUGAGUGACAAGAUCAAUAAAGAGCUGGUAGAGGUGGUUUUGAGCUCCACCAAUGGUCCUGGAUUCAUUCUUAGCGGGGAGUUCAGAGAUCUCAACUCGAGUCUGACCCCUCGAGAUUUAUCGACUUCAUCAUAA